CCUAGCGAGGUAGUAAUGACUCUUCCCUCCCCAGGGAGAGCCGGCGAGCAUUAAUAAAUCUCUAAGCCGAGGAGGAAACUCUGGCUGGGGCAGUGCGCGCGCGGCUCCGGCGGGGUGUUGCGUGGAACAGCGGCGCCCGAGCGGGUGGCGGCAGGAGCAGCCCAGCUAGCAAAACACAACUAGAGGCAACAAACCGAGGGGAGCCCUCUUCGUAAACACACUCCCCUCCUCGGCCACUUUACCCCUCGGGGGUCCCGUGCGCCUGCCUGCUUUGGAGCCGGAGAAGGCUCCGACUGCUAUGUAACGUCGAGGCUGCGGGAGGAGGAAAGAGUGAGGGAAGAAGAAGAGGUUGGGGCUAAGUUUGCGGCCACUUCGAUAGAGCCCUUGCCUGCUCCUUCCUGUAGCCUAGUUGGCCUAGGUGCCCUUGGUCUUCUCCAGCUCCCCUGCUGCUGCGCUUCCCGGCGAAAUGGUGACGAUGGAGGAGCUGCGGGAGAUGGACUGCAGCGUGCUCAAAAGGCUGAUGAACCGAGAUGAGAACGGCGGCAGCGCGGGCGGCAGCCACGGCGCGCUGGGGCUGCUGAGCACCGGCAAGUGCCUGCUGCUGGACUGCAGACCAUUCCUGGCUCACAGCGCGGGCUACAUCCGAGGCUCGGUUAAUGUGCGCUGCAACACCAUCGUGAGGCGGAGGGCCAAGGGCUCGGUGAGCUUGGAGCAGAUUCUACCCGCCGAAGAAGAAGUGCGCGCCCGCCUGCGCUCCGGCCUCUACUCGGCCGUCAUCGUCUACGACGAGCGUAGCCCGCGCGCCGAAAGCCUUCGCGAGGACAGCACUGUGUCGCUGGUCGUGCAGGCACUGCGCCGCAACGCCGAACGCACGGACAUCUGUCUGCUUAAAGGUGGCUACGAGAGGUUUUCCUCUGAGUACCCAGAAUUCUGCUCUAAAACCAAGACCCUGGCAGCCAUCCCACCACCUGUGCCCCCCAGUGCCACGGAGUCCUUGGACCUGGGCUGCAGCUCUUGUGGGACCCCACUGCACGACCAGGGGGGUCCUGUGGAGAUCCUCCCUUUCCUCUACCUCGGCAGUGCCUACCAUGCUGCCCGUAGGGACAUGCUUGACGCCCUGGGGAUCACGGCCUUGCUCAAUGUCUCCUCGGACUGCCCCAACCACUUUGAAGGACAUUACCAGUACAAGUGCAUCCCAGUAGAAGAUAACCACAAGGCUGACAUCAGCUCCUGGUUCAUGGAAGCCAUCGAGUACAUUGAUGCAGUGAAGGACUGCCGAGGCCGAGUGCUGGUUCACUGCCAGGCGGGCAUCUCCAGAUCAGCCACCAUCUGCCUAGCCUACUUGAUGAUGAAGAAACGUGUGCGGCUAGAGGAGGCUUUCGAGUUCGUCAAGCAGCGCAGAAGCAUCAUCUCGCCCAACUUCAGCUUCAUGGGGCAGUUGCUGCAGUUCGAGUCUCAGGUGCUCACCACAUCCUGCGCUGCUGAGGCUGCUAGCCCUUCUGGGCCCCUGCGGGAGAGGGGAAAGACCACGCCCACCCCCACCUCACAGUUUGUCUUCAGCUUCCCCGUGUCUGUGGGUGUGCACUCGGCCCCCAGUAGCCUGCCGUACUUGCACAGCCCUAUUACCACGUCCCCCAGCUGUUAGGGCUGGUCUCUGAACACCAAGUCCAGGCUUGGCCCCCAGCCAGGGAUGUACAAGCCACAUACUGGCAGCAAGUAGGAACUGACCAGUGGGGGGGGCAGGUGACCAUGUUCCACCCCCAUCCAUUUCUCUCUGGCUAACCACAGAGCCAGCUAGAAUGGCAAUAACGACUUUGAAUACACCUUAAUAGCAAACAAACAAAACACUCCAACCUAGAGCAAUAACGGCAGCAUCUGCGGCCAGGGAAGACAGGUUUAUGUGUCCGUUUUAUUUUGCAGGUAGAAAGGUAGAAAUUUACCUCAUUUUUUUUUUUUUUUAAAGCAGUAAGGCUUGAAGUUAUGAAAUCCAGAGAUCCUGGCAAGUGUGUUCAAUCAAUUUUAUUAAGUGGUGAGGGAAAGAGGAGAAAACAAGUUUGCUGGAAGUGCCUGGCUGAACAAGCGUUCUUCUAUUUACAGGAAUUUUGUUCUAGAUACAUCCAGGCCACAGUAUUCACUUCUAAUUAGUCACCAACUGGAUAAUUAUGCUUAAUGAAUAUUGGAGAACUUCAGGAUGUAUGAACAGGAGCCUGUGCCGUAGAUUUAGAAUGUUUUUCUGUUGGUCACAGUAGAGCACAGGAACACACAGGUGUGCUA
Molecule: messenger RNA, 2274 nt
Organism: Phodopus roborovskii (desert hamster)
Lineage: Eukaryota; Metazoa; Chordata; Mammalia; Rodentia; Cricetidae
Gene: Dusp4
Product: dual specificity phosphatase 4
Exons: 4
Coding region: 467-1645 (392 amino acids)
Biological process (GO): endoderm formation; negative regulation of MAPK cascade; protein dephosphorylation
Cellular component (GO): nucleus; cytoplasm
Molecular function (GO): protein tyrosine/threonine phosphatase activity; MAP kinase tyrosine/serine/threonine phosphatase activity
Source: RefSeq, a predicted model, not a curated record